Messenger RNA from Prosopis cineraria, 973 nucleotides. RefSeq names its product vascular-related unknown protein 1-like. NCBI's taxonomy places the organism in Eukaryota, Viridiplantae, Streptophyta, Magnoliopsida, Fabales, Fabaceae. Gene Ontology annotation, biological process: xylem development. The coding region runs from base 106 to 714 and encodes 202 amino acids. The transcript has 3 exons. The record is from RefSeq and is a predicted model, not a curated record.
UCGCCAUUUUCUCUUCCCCUUUUAAAUCCCUCCCUUUUCCUUCCCUCCUGAACCCUUCUACUCGAUCCUUAGCCACGGCUGGAUCGCUAUCUGGACUCAUCUUCCAUGGCCAAACCAGCAUCUUCGUCUAAGAAAGACCUCAUAGUCCGUGCUGAUCAUGAGGAUCAGGAGGAAAGUGGGUGGACUUCUUACUUCGAAGAUUUAUCGUCAAAUACAGGUUCUUCUUGUUUCAGUUUGUGUAGUGGGGGCUCUUCUUCUUUGGUCUCGGAUGCUGCUUCUUGUGCUGCAUGCAAAUUCUCUCACCACCACAACCAUCGUCUUCUUUCCUCCCUCUCUUCAAAUAAUUACGGGGUUCCCCCAAAUCAUCCUGAUAUGAAGCUCAGAUUCAAGAAAUCACGGACCAAGAAAGUUUCACAUGAUGAUGAUGAUGAUCCUUUGGAGGACACUGCUACUUCUCCUCUCAACAGUCCCAAGGAUGGAGAUCAAUUGGAUCCAACCGUGACGAUUCCUACAAAGACAGCUGAUCAUCUAUCUGAUGAUUCCACGGGUAAGGGAUUUACAUCAGAGCAUGUUUCAGAUUUGAAGAGAGAUCAUGGAGCUCACAGUAAGGAUGAAAAGAAUAGCAGAGGAAAGAACAGCAUGAGCUACACAGACCUGAAGAAAAGAGGACUCAGUUUGUUUCCCUUGUCCAUGUUGGUUAAUUAUUUUGGAUGACUUCUUGUCCAUGUAGCGUUUUUAUUUCUCUCUGUCCUCCCCCUCCUUCGUAUGUCUUUUGGCCGCCUUCUUUGUAGUUGAAAUCAUAAAGCUGUAUACACAAUACAAUGGCCAUGUGUUUUGAUUGUAAUGGCGAGGAGAGAGCUGUUUAAGUUUGGCGUAGGUUAAAAGCUUAAGGAAUUAUAAUGUAUUAUUAUUAUCGGUGUAGCAUAUAAUAGCGAGGUCUCUAUCAUUUCAUGAUUUAUUUUGUUUGGAGGAA